AUGAUGUCAAACUUCACUGCCAGUAGUUGGUCAAUAGUGAAUGAUGCUCAACAUGGAAUGAAAACAAUCGAUCAGGAAAAAUGGGCAGCGACUUUUAGAGAAUGGAUGCUAUCAGUGUCGGAAACAGUUGAUGAUCGACGUCCCAUUAGGAAAGAAUUAAAUAGACCUGAUGACAUUUCAAAUAUGCACAACAAAUGGACGUUUCCAACAGCGUUGUUGUAUGUAUUGACUGUGUUAACUACUUGCGGUUAUGGAGAAGUAUCUGUAGAUACAGAUGUAGGAAAAGUUUUUUCUGUCGUCUUUGCAUUAGUGGGUAUACCCCUUAUGUUCAUAACAGCAGCAGAUAUCGGAAAGUUUUUAUCUGAGACUCUUUUGAAGUUUGUUAGUAACUGGAACAGAAUGACUCGUAAAGUGAAGCAAUUUCUAUGUCGUACACGGCAUGGUCGCAGGAAAUCUUUGCAAUCUUCAAUUGGAAAGACUGAUACGAUGGAUAUUCUGGGGGUUGAUGGAACAGAGGAAAAGCUGUGGUUCCCGAUAGGUGCCUAUGUUUCUUGUAUUUGUCUUUACUGCUCUAUGGGCUCAGCAAUGUUUAUCAACUGGGAAAGGAGCUGGUCAUUCAUUCAUGCUUUCCAUUUUGGUUUCAAUCUUAUUGUAACAGUGGGAUUGGGAGAUAUAGUUGUGAAAGAUUAUAUAUUUCUUUCUCUCAUCGUGGCUUUUGUUAUUGUUGGUCUUUCUGUUGUGACAAUGUGUGUUGAUUUAGCAUCUACUCAUUUGAAAGCAUAUUUCACUAGAAUUCACUAUUUCGGUCGAGCCAAACGAUUCCUUGGAAUGAGCGAAGAAUUGAAAGAGAUUGUUGCUCUAUUAGGAGCAAUGAGAAGGAAAAAGGGAGGAAAGGUCACAUGGAAUGAUGUGCGCGAUUUCUUGGAUAACGAGUUACGUGAUCGACCAUUUGAGCCACAUGAACUUCUAAUGAAACUUCGUUUCAUUGAUGAAACAUCUUCAGGACUGUCGACUGUUCGUCACAACUCGUUCCAGUCAGAUUUCUUCCGAGAAUCAGAGUAUAUUCGAAGAGUUCAAGCACUGCGUCCUGAGCAACCAACAUUUCUUUAA
This is a messenger RNA of Auanema sp. JU1783, 1110 nucleotides long. Lineage: Eukaryota; Metazoa; Nematoda; Chromadorea; Rhabditida; Rhabditidae. The record is from the annotation of a GenBank genome assembly.